Molecule: messenger RNA, 6820 nt
Organism: Toxorhynchites rutilus septentrionalis
Lineage: Eukaryota; Metazoa; Arthropoda; Insecta; Diptera; Culicidae
Product: HEAT repeat-containing protein 5B
Exons: 8
Coding region: 186-6560 (2124 amino acids)
Biological process (GO): retrograde transport, endosome to Golgi; endocytosis; intracellular protein localization
Cellular component (GO): Golgi apparatus; membrane; endocytic vesicle
Source: RefSeq, a predicted model, not a curated record
CUUGAUCAAAUGUUGCAAUCGUAUGUCAGAUGGUUGUGACUUUUAACUACAAAACUUUCGAGUUCACAAGUUUAGAUCGGCAGUGGAUGAAUUAUUCUGCGAAAAUUUCAAUAUCACAAACAUUGGCUUAGUUUAAAAGAUAUUCGAUGUGCAAGGAGAUAUAACGUGAAUUUCGCCCAUCAAAUAUGGAGUUGUCGCACAGCCUCACGUUAAAUGAAGACGCCCUCAACCAAAUACCGGAGCAAAAGCGUCCGGUUUUCAUUUUCGAGUGGCUUCGCUUUUUGGACAAGGUUUUGGUCGCUGCGCAGAAAUCCGACAUCAAGGGAUGUCAGAAAAAGUUGGUUGAACAACUAACGCAGCACAUCCAAGGUUCACCGGGACCUCCAACGCGGAAGCUGAUAGCGCGGUGUUUAGCAACAUUGUUCUCGGUUGGUGAUACCUUUUUGUUGUUUGAAACAGUGAAUAAGUGCAAUGAUAUUCUGAAGAACAAAGAUGACUCGCCAAGUUAUCUAGCGACGCGAUUGGCUGCGAUUUGUGUCGUUGGAUGUAUGUAUGAGAAACUCGGUAGAAUGAUGGGUAGGUCAUAUGAAGAGACCGUACAGAUCUUGACAAAAUCCUUGAAAAAUGCCGAGUCGCAGGUGCGAAUCGAGAUAAUGUUAACACUGGAGAAAGUUUGCGCAGGAAUGGGGUCUGCCAUCUCCAACGUGCAUAAGGAUAUCUAUAAGGUCGUUCGUUACUGCCUUACUGAUCGUGUGAUGGCGGUUCGUGUAGCAGCAUCAAAUUGUUUGCUUGAGAUGACUAAACACGCACCAUUUUUAUAUACUAACGAGCUAGAAAGUUUGGCUUCUCUGUGUUUUCGGGCAUUCGAUGGUUGUAACUAUGAAGUCAGAUGUGCAGUCGCGCAACUAUUGGGAACCCUUAUCGCGUGUACACAGAAUGGAAGCUUGAAAAAUUUUAACAACAUGACAUCGUCGGCUUCGAGCACUAAAUCGAUGCGAGUCAUUUCUGCAGACGAGGCCCUAUCCGUGUUAAUGUCUGGAUUUCUCAGGGGAGGAGUUUCUUUUUUGAAAGGAACUGGUGAGAUUAUCAAAGGCAGCUCGGGUGUCAACCGCGAAGUUCGCGUAGGCGUAACACAUGCGUACGUUGUAUUCGUACAAACAAUGGGUGGGCUCUGGUUGGAGCGAAAUGUUCAGAGUUUCCUUGUACAUGUGCUCGAUUUAGUGGCAAAUCCGAAAGCCGCCUCUUCUCACGUUGACGCUGUAUAUUCAAGAAAAUGCAUAAAUUUUAUCUUGCGUUCGGUGAUUGGAAAAAUGCUAGGGGAAAAAGCACAAACAUCUGCCUGCAAAGAGCUAGUUCACAUUAUAGCGAAACAAAUGAAUUCAAUCGACUUCAAUCCAGAAAACGCAAAAGAUUCAAAUCAAGAAACGUUGUUCAGUCAACAUCUAUUGGUCUGUGCGCUACAGGAGCUAGGAAGUUUGGUCCUAUUGUUGGGUACUACUGCACAAAAUUUACUCACUGACCAAUCAUUGAACUUUAUCGAUGCUACUUGUGCGGUACUGAUUCAUCCAUGUAUGGCAGCAAGACUAGCGGCUGCAUGGUGUUUAAGAUGUUUGUGCGUUGCCGUUCCUAGCCAGAUCACUCCAUUAAUUGAUAGAUGCAUUGAGGCGAUUGAAAAAAUGAGAACGUCUCCGGACGCCAUAUCUGGCUAUAGCAGUGCUCUCGCAGCUGUUUUGGGAGGAGUUCGCUAUUCGCCACUUGGCAUACCACACACAAAAGGAAAAGUGAUAUUCAAUACGGCAGAAGAGCUGCUACGAACUGCAAGCCAAAACAGUCGUCUAUCUCUCAACAGAACACAGGCAGGAUGGUUACUUAUUGGCUCCAUCAUGACCUUGGGAGUUCCCGUAGUUAAAGGGUUGCUUCCGCGAAUGUUGCUCUUGUGGCGUAAUGCCUUCCCUCGAUCUACCAAGGAAUUAGACUCCGAAAAGGCUCGUGGGGAUGCGUUCACCUGGCAAGUAACUUUAGAAGGUCGUGCAGGAGCAUUAUCAGCGAUGCAUAGUUUCCUACUACAUUGUCCAGAAUUAGUUACUGAUGACAUAACAAGGCGUUUAUUGACACCUAUUGAAAGCGCAUUAGCUAUGCUGAUAAAUAUCACUUCGGUUCUGAAGAACUAUGGACAGCACCUGAAAGCUCCAACAGCGAUGGUUCGCUUGCGACUGUACGAAACGCUUUCAUUGCUCCCAGCCAGUGCGUUGGAGUCGUCAUAUACACAUCUAUUGCGAAUGCUCGUAUCCGAGUUUACAUUAACCGAGAACCCUGCCAACACGACAACGUCACUCUUGCGACAAAUGUGUCACGCAGACGACUCUAUCAUACUUGGAACGUGGCUGCAAGAAACGGAUCAUCGUACGAUUGAAGACCAGAUGGAACCAAAUCGUAAGGCAGACGGCGAAUAUCUCCAGCCGAACAGUGCUGCAGGGUCCGGAGCGUUGGAACACGAUCCAUGUUGUUUGUACCGAGUCAUCAGCAAGGGAGAACAGUGUCCGGGGCCGCUUCCACUGGGGGUUGCAGUAAUCGAUAUGUCGGUUACGCUGUUCGGUCUCAUCUUCCCCAAGGUUGCUAAUAAACAUCGCCUUCAAAUGUUGGAACAUUUUGGAGAGUGCAUAAAGCAUGCGAAAUCUUCACGCCAAGAAGCUGUGCAAAUGAAUAUUUUCACUGCGCUACUUUGUGGAUUGAAAGGAUUGACGGAAACCAAAUCUAGCAUUGGUCAAGAUGAAGUGAGAAAAAGCGCUACAAACCUAAUUAUCAAUGCUUUGAUUUGUACCAAUCCCAUACUGCGAUGUGCUGCCGGGGAGGCUCUUGGGCGAAUAGCACAGGUUGUGGGAGAUUCGCGGAUAACCGCCGAACUGGCGCAAACCAGCUUCGAUCGUUUGAAAUCGGCAAGAGACGUCGUCACAAGAACAGGACAUUCGCUGGCUCUGGGAUGUCUGCAUCGUUAUGUUGGUGGAAUGGGUUCCUCACAACAUUUGAAUACCAGUGUGUCCAUUCUGUUGGCAUUGGCCCAGGAUGGAAGCUCGCCCGUUGUACAAGUGUGGUCCCUAUACGCACUAUCUUUGAUCGCGGACUCCGGAGGUCCUAUGUUUAGAGGAUAUGUGGAACCAACGCUCUCUCUGGCUUUGAAAUUGCUUUUAUUUGUUCCUCACUCACACGUAGAUGUUCACCAGUGCAUUGGUCGUGUAUUGAGUGCGUUGAUCACUACGGUUGGUCCUGAACUGCAGGGUAAUGGCGUGUCAAUUUCAGCGGCGCGUUCGUCAUUCCUGUGUGCUGCGGCGAUUAUGCAAGCUCACUCGGAUCCAUUGGUUCAGGCAGAAGCAACGGGCUGUUUGCAACAACUCCAUCUAUUUGCACCUCGUCAUGUGAAUUUGUCUACUUUGGUGCCCAAUUUGUGUCAAAAUCUUAGCAGUAACUAUUUAAUGCUCCGCAAAGCCGCUGUCUCCUGUCUUCGUCAAUUAACUACUCGCGAGGCGAAAGAAGUGUGUGAACACGCAAUGAAUCUGGUGAGUGAUGAUGAAAAAUUCGCACUGUCAGAUUACGGAUUACCGGGUGUGCUGUUCGGAAUGCUUGAUACCGAGAGUGAUAGAGUAAUGAUCAAGAAUAUCCAUGACACCAUAACAUCGAUGCUUCAAAUACUCGCUGCCGAUAAUUUGUCACAGUGGUUGAGUAUGUGCAAGAAUGUGUUAACAGUAGCAUCGGAAACAGCUCUAACAGCAGGGACGGCUGAUGUUGGCAGUGUAAAUGAGGAAGCUGAUGACGAUGCCGAUGACAACGAAGCGGAUGAUGAUAACAUCGAAUUCCACGCGGAAGAUAAUCAGGCCACACAUCCAGCGGUUCAACCCCGUUGGCCUACACGAGUUUUCGCAGCCGAGUGCGUUCGAAGAAUUAUCCUAACUUGCGAAAAUUCUAAUGCUGCACAUUUCGAUCUGUUACUAGCGAAAGAAAUGCAAAUAACGAAAUCCCGAGGGGACUAUUUGGUUUUGCAUUUGUCCGAUUUGAUUCGAAUGGCAUUUAUGGCGGCUACCAGUGAUUCCGAUCAGCUCAGACUGGAUGGUUUGAAAACUCUUCAAGAAAUAAUCGACAAAUUCGCGCGAGUUCCAGAACCGGAGUUUCCAGGACAUCUUCUGCUCGAACAAUUUCAAGCACAAGUGGGAGCAGCACUGCGGCCAGCUUUUUCACAGGACACACCCUCGCAUGUAACAGCUGCAGCUUGUGAAGUAUGUUCAGCAUGGAUUGGUUCCGGAGUUGCUAGAGAUUUGAAUGAUUUGCGCCGAGUGCAUCAAUUGUUAGUGUCGAAUCUGAGCAAACUUAAUAAAACAAACAGCACACAGCUAUACAAUGAAAGUAUGGCCACUUUGGAAAAGUUAAGCAUACUAAAAGCCUGGGGCCAAAUAUAUAUAAUGGCAAUGAUGGGAAAUGGUUCUGCUCCGGCAAGUUCUGUUCUAGAAACACUAUAUUCGUCGUCGAGCACUAUUUCACAUCUCUCCCCUGACAUGAAUCGUCUAGCGCUAGAUGAUGAUUUUGGAGAUUUUGAAAGUCGCGGCGAGAGCUUACUUUCACUUGUGCAGCCUGAGUUGAGCAAUCUUUCUACCCACUGGCUGGCAGCUUUGAAGGACUAUGCGCUGCUUUCGCUGCCGGUAGAAUACGCGAGCCAGUUGCCACAUGAUGGUGGAUCAUUUUAUACCAACGACACAAUGAAUCUGGCAAAACCACAUUAUCUGACAUCUUGGCCUCCCAUAUUAUAUGCUGCUGCCUUGUGGUUAAAUGCGGAAGGAUUCGUCAAAGACGAAGAAAAUAUUUCAACAACAAACGAAGACGACAAAACGAAUGCCAACGACAUAACUAAUGUUCCAGCCUUUGAGCGAGCAAAUCAAAAUCUUACAACGGGAAACGCAAACAGCACAAUCUCUCAUGGCAGCCCAAGCGCCGAUCGGUUCCAUUUGGUGUUCGGAAUAUGCAUGGAAGCACUUUGCAGCACUAGGACCAACGAAAAAUUGGAUAGUGUUAUUGCAUGUUUGCAAUCUUUAUACACAAUCUUCGACUCGAAAUGGUCCAGAUUGAUGCUUUCGAAAAAUAAAUCACUGCCCAUCGAGUUAUGUAAUGUUUUACAUCGAUUGAUUCUAACGAGAGAUAGUAUAGAAGUUCAGUAUCUGUGUUUGCUGAUCUUGAAGCAAACCAUUACUGCGGCCAACGAGUCUCUGGAGUUAGAAAAGCGUGACCAUACAGCGAGCUUGGUAAGCAAAAUUGACAACGGUAACGAUGAGGAAAAUUUCGAAGUCGAUAAUCUGGGAGAAGGGGGUGAGGAGGGGGAAAUAUUACCGGGCAAAUCGCACGUGUAUGCCGUUAUGGAAGUAGUCUUAUGUCUGCUCGCACGCCAGAUUCCUGCCAUGAAUCCAUCCCAAAGUACACGUGUUGCGAACGAACAACUGCAGCGGCAGAUGAAUCAAGCUAAGAAUGGGUUAUUCAAGCUUUCUGACGAUAACAGUUUACUCGUAUCUAUCGCUAUUCAGAGCAUGACGGAUCUCACGAAACUAUGUUCCCCGACAGGAGCUUUAUCUAUUCUUCCAACAAUGCUCUACCUCACUACUAGCGUUAUCAAAGAAGUCGCUACAAAAUCGAUUAACGAUGAAAGUAUUUUGGCCAACUCUAAUAUUAUUCAGUCGGCGUUGCAAUUGUUGAAAACAUGCGCUGUAGAUCGGUAUAGCAAACAUGAACAAUCAGCCGAUAGCUGGCGAAAAUUGUUGCAAAGUGCGCUUGGUAGGAUUAUAGAUCUCACCAAGACGGGAUGCGAGGAAACCAAACUGGACGAGGUCACUAUGAUGUUGGCUAUCGCCGUUUUCCUACUUCACACUCCUUCUACAUUAGUAUCGGUACCAAAUUUGCAAUACCCCUGUAUAAAUCACUUCAGACAGUGCUUUCUGAGUGGUUCGCCUAUGGUUCGUUUGAAAUGUGUACAAACGAUGCGCUCCAUUUUUAUCAAUACCGAUUUGAAAGUUUCCACACCAUAUAUCCACGCAUUGGCACCGAGGCUGAUCGAAACAUUGUUCGCGGAGGCAAGCCGUAACCCGCAGAAUGAUAUCGAGCUAGCAUUCACUCUGGAAGGAAUUACCACUUUGGAAUCUUUAGUAGCUUUGGCAGAACCACAAAAUCAUGAACUAAUGCAAGGUAUUCAAAUGUUGAAUCUGCUGGUCCCAAUUCUCAUCAGCUAUCUUCUGGAACCGGAGCGAUUCCGUGUGGAACCAAAACUGUGUGUACAACUGCACGAACAUGCCCUGCAGUGGUUAAUGAAAAUUGGACCGAAAUAUCCACAAGAAUUUAAGAUGUACAUGUCACAAUCACCGGAACUGCGAGUCAAGCUUGAAGCUGCCGUAAAACGCAACCAGAUGCACGUAAUUCAGGCAAAAAGUAAGAGCGAAGCAGCUAAUGCAGCCGCUCGUGCGAGCAUGACACAGCAGCAGAAACCAACAAUCCAAUUGAAAACCGAUUUCAGCAAUUUCAGUGCUAUAUAAUUUACGCACAGGAGCUGGAGUAAAACUAAGCAUUCUAAUUAAAACAUUUAAUCCAGUUAAUCAUUCUUAUCCAAGCAAAACUCCUAAAAACAUUUGUCUGCAAACUGGAGCAUGAUAUCCAUGCUAAUUAUUUUAGAGAAUGACGAAAGUAUACCCCGCUUAACUUCGAAGUAACUGAUAUAGAAUUUAUUAAAAUGGGUGAACCUAAUAACUGUUAAUAUAUACUUCAACGGAACAAUAAAGUAUUACUAUUAUGACUA